AUGGGGACACACCAAUCGAGAUCCUAGGAGAUAGACAACACUUCAGUCUCACAGCUCUCUCCCAUUGAGGCUGACAGCAUUCCCUGACUGAACUAUAAAAGGCAGCUGAUUGACACACUGUGGUACUACUGUCCAGGAUUAUUAUUGUCUCAGUCAGAGUCUCGUUGGAUAUUAUUUUGAAGACUGUUGGAUCUUGGAUACAGCCAGGGAUGUGGGUGGGUGGUCUCUCCCACGGAGGGUAUAGGGUGGGUGGGCAGUGGCACCCUCUGAGCCUGGCACUGCUGAGUGUGUGGUGCUGCCUGUGCCAGAUGGGCAUAGGGUCAUGGGCACUGGCCGUGUCCGGUGAUGAGAGUCUGCCAGUGGUCUCAGUCCCUGUGGUGUUAUUUCCGACAGACACGGGCGCGGCCACUCAGGAAGGGGCCAGUGAAGGGGCCACGCCGGCCCCCACCUCAGAACACGAGGAUGACAACUCCCUGGGCUACACAGGAUCCCGUCUGCGCCAGGAGGACUCCCCACCCCGGAUCGUAGAGCACCCAUCUGACCUGAUCGUGUCCAAGGGGGAGCCCGCCACCCUCAACUGCAAGGCGGAGGGGCGGCCCAGCCCUACGGUGGAGUGGUACAAGGACGGGGAGCGGGUAGAAACGGACCGGGACAACCCUCGAUCUCAACGCAUGCUGCUGCCCAGCGGCUCCCUCUUCUUCCUACGUAUCGUCCACGGACGACGRUCCAAACCGGAUGAGGGCUCCUACGUCUGCGUCGCCCGCAACUACCUAGGAGAAGCCAUCAGCCACAACGCCUCGUUGGAAGUAGCAUUACUACGUGAUGACUUCAGACAGAACCCUGCUGAUAUAAUGGUGGCAGCGGGCGAGCCUGCAGUCCUAGAGUGUAUGCCCCCUCGCGGGCAUCCUGAACCUAGCAUAUCCUGGAAGAAGGACGGUGCCAACAUUGAUGACAGAGAUGAACGAAUCACUGUGAGUGGAACUGGUUAUAUGUGUGUAUAUGUGUGA
Molecule: messenger RNA, 1007 nt
Organism: Salvelinus sp. IW2-2015
Lineage: Eukaryota; Metazoa; Chordata; Actinopteri; Salmoniformes; Salmonidae
Product: roundabout homolog 1-like
Biological process (GO): cell-cell adhesion
Source: RefSeq, a predicted model, not a curated record